Molecule: messenger RNA, 483 nt
Organism: Dermacentor albipictus
Lineage: Eukaryota; Metazoa; Arthropoda; Arachnida; Ixodida; Ixodidae
Source: RefSeq, a predicted model, not a curated record
AUGGUCUACGGGACGACACUACGUCUACCCGGCGAAUUCUUCGCACCACCUGCAGUCCCCAACCUCUCGCCUCCUGCCUACGUUGAGCAACUUCGGUCGCUCUUUGAGCGCUUGCGACCAUCACCACCUCGACAGCCCUCCACUUACGACGUUUUCGUAAGCAAAGACCUGGCUGCCUCAACUCACGUUUUCGUGCGCCGCGAAGGCAUCCGACCCGGCCUCACUGCACCGUACGACGGCCCGUUCGAAGUACUACAGCGCGGAGAAAAGACUUUUACUGUUUCUGUGAACGGCCGUGAAAACGUGAUUUCAAUCGACCGUGUGAAGCCCGCGUACAUGGCAAACUUGUGCGUUCCUCUUGCACUCCCCACUCGUUCCCCGCCCGAUUCUCCCCCAUUCGUACCCUGCCCCGUGAGCAAGCACGUGUCCUGGGCAUCAGCGCGACAGCAGCGACCUUUGUAUCUACGGGGGGGAGCCCUGUAG